Megachile rotundata (alfalfa leafcutting bee) is the source of this 3979-nucleotide messenger RNA. It is a transcript of the gene nan, whose product is annotated as transient receptor potential cation channel subfamily V member nanchung. Gene Ontology annotation, cellular component: plasma membrane. Lineage: Eukaryota; Metazoa; Arthropoda; Insecta; Hymenoptera; Megachilidae. The record is from RefSeq and is a predicted model, not a curated record. Gene Ontology annotation, biological process: calcium ion import across plasma membrane. Gene Ontology annotation, molecular function: calcium channel activity; protein binding.
GUUAAUUUUAUUCCUACAUUUUCUGUCGUGUCAAGUUCGCUAGCGACCAAGGAUCCAACUCAGCGCGCAGAAGGUCGAUUCAUCGUGUUUUCUCGUUGUUUUGUCAUUUUAUUCCGGUUUCAAGAUGCGUAAGCGGUGCGAAUAUUCGGUAACAACUGGCACGAUAACGGUGUCAAGUCCACGCUAGCCUUUACGAAAACGCGUCGUCCGGUCUACGGUUUGUUGGAACCGCUUCAAAUGAUUCCUGCUCUGUCGCUUUAAAUGUCACGCGCAUAAUUUGUCUCUCACGAAACAGGGUAGAAGAGCAGCGUUGACCGUGAAACGAUGGUACCUCCUAUAACGAGAUAGCUUGCGCGAAGUCGAACAACGACGUCAUUCGUUUUCUAUGCAGAGUCGUUAUCGAGCGUAUUACAAUAUCGAUGGUAUUUACCAGACUGGAACGCGUGUUUGCUAUUAUAAUGGCAAAAAAUCGUUGAACCGCGACGUUAAGCAUCGAAUAGGAUGCAAGAGGUUGAAAAUUCUGGGACGUUGAUGAGCGUUCUAAUGCGGAAUAUAGGAUAAGAAAAUCACGAAUCGCGUCACGAAUCUAGGAGCACGAUUAUAAGUUAGCGCGCGACUAUCCGCGAACGGACGAGCAAAACGAUCUUGACCCGUUUCGUGUCAUUAGGAACAGACGCGACGACGCGCAUCCAUCUACCUACUACGUUUUAAUAUGUGUCUGACCCUUCGGACGAUUAACGCAUACUCUCGUAAUCAACGAAGCUAGAAACCGACGUUACUGCCAAAGAAUCAAGGACAGGAACUAGGAUCGAAAUAAUAAUCUUGACCGUGAAAGUGUACGAACGAAGCAGGUACCUCGAACGGAGAGCCAGCUGGAUACAAGAACAAAACAGAACUUGAUAAACCCACGUUAUUCCAUAAUGCAGGAGAUUAUAAAAGUAAGUAUAGUCAUUACUUGGUUUUUUCCUUGCAUUCUCCUGUUACCAAUGUUUUUCUCGGUUGUAUCUUUUCAAUUAGUUACGAAAUAAGAAUAAUCAUUAAAGAAUGGAAAAUAUGUACGAACAUAUAUCGAAGCGUGUUUGCGUGAUCGAUGUCGAAUAACUACUCUAUGGUAACGAGGAGACCAAAUAUAUUCCCGAUGUUUGUGGGCUCUAUUUGUUCCGAAAAAGAAUGAUCACUUUCGAUCGUUAACAUCAUCGAAUAAAAUUAAUUCACAAAAUCAUGGGGAACACGGAGAGUAACGUAACUAGCGGCGUGAAGAAACAAACAGACUCCUCUUCUAUCUUACUUUACAAGCUGGUCGAUUUAAAAGGUGGUGGUUUAUUAGUGGACAUGAUGAAAAGAGCAACGCAAACUAAACAGUACGCUGAACUAGAUCACGCUCUAAGAACAAAAGUGGAGCCGUAUUUAUACAAUAAGGGUAAAGGUAAAUGGAUCCCGAUAGAAAAGUUGGUUCUACUGCGGAAUAAAGAUCGUCCGAAGCAUAAAAUGCUUCCACCAUUGAGGGCUAUGGAGAAUCCGGCUGAUUACGACAUAGACAAGGAUAUGGGCGAGGAAGAAGUGGACGAAACGAAGAUAGGUGAACAUAAAAGCAAGUACAGAUUGGUCUGCUGGAGCUUGAGUCAAAGAGGAGCAGUAGGAGAGACGAUUAUGCAUUUAUGCAUGUUACAUGCGACUGCUAUUCACACCGAUCUGGCUAAACGUUUACUACGUUUCUAUCCUAAGCUCAUCAAUGACAUCUAUAUCAGUGACGAAUACUAUGGUGAAAAUGCAUUACACAUCGCUAUAGUGAACGAAGAUCCAGCUAUGGUAAAGUUCCUUCUAGACAGCGGCGCCGACGUGCACGAAAGAUGCGUAGGAAAUUUUAUGUGUCCGGAGGAUCAGAAAGCGUCGAGAACAGACAGCGUGGACCACGAAUGGGUUUGCGUGGCUCCCGAAACGAAUUACAGCGGAUACGUUUACUGGGGUGAAUAUCCAUUAAACUUCGCCGCGUGUUUAGGCCAAGAAGAGUGCUACAGAUUGAUACUCGCUAGAGGAGCAGAUCCCGACAAGCAAGACACCAAUGGAAACACGGUUCUGCACAUGUUGGUGAUCUAUGAAAAGAUGGCCACGUUCGAUAUGGCGUACGAGGUAGGAGCAUCGUUAUCGAUCAGAAACGCGCAACAUUUGACACCGCUGACGUUAUCGGCGAAGCUGGCAAGGAUCGAAAUGUUUUUUCACAUUUUGAACAUCGAGAGGGAGAUUUAUUGGCAGAUUGGCAGCAUUACGUGUGCGGCUUAUCCCCUCUCGCAAGUGGACACUAUCGAUGUGAACACUGGUAGCAUCAGCCACACUUCCGCCCUGAAUCUGGUGGUCUUUGGAGAAAAGGAUGAGCACUUGGAACUAAUGGAUGGUACCAUGGUUGACCUAUUAAACGCGAAGUGGAACACCUUUGUCAAGUCCAGAUUUUAUCGCCAGUUCUUCCUAUUUUGUUUUUACUUUAUUCUUUACUUGAUCAGUUUCACUCUUCGACCUGGUCCUUCGGUCACAUCGACUGCUACAACUGCUCCGACUACAGAAUCGACCACACCGAAAUUGCCAGAUCCUCCUCCAAAUUUUAUUCCAGUUACGAAUCAAAAAACGUUUCUCGAAGCGAGCCUCUCGUCGUCCUUGGAUGAAAUUGUGACAAACGCCCUGAAUUUAAAUUUCCCUUCGAACGCGACGGCUCGCUUUGACGAUCUAAAACUCGAUCUCGUAACCCACAUAAUGUCUAAUCUGAAGAACAUAUUGAAUGGGAACGAGACCAAAAACGAGCCAUUUAACAGCUCCCAACUCGCCAGGUUUGACAAACAUUUAUUCCGCGAAAAUGACACUGAUUAUUCUACUAGCAUCUUGAACGAGACCGCCGACGUUGAUUCCACGACGAAGUUUUCGUUUGACAAUUCUGUACUGUUUGAGGCUGAUAAUAAAAGCGAUUGGUGGACUGAUCUUACCACAGAAUGCCGAUUAAUGCAACUGACCACCGCAUCCGCGAAGAUCCGAUUAAUCGCAGAAAUAUUUAUGGAAAUCGCAGCUAUUCUUUACAUUCUUGCAGCGCUAAGAGAGGCCAGGUUUCUAGGUCUCAACAUGUUCAUCGAAAAUCUGAUGACUGUACCAUCGAGAGUAAUGUUUCUCUUCUCCUGUUGCAUACUGCUCUCUUUUCCGUUUCUGAGAUUAUCCUGUGCUGACGAAGUGGAAGAUGUGCUAGCAGUGGUAGUAAUGUUGACUACAGCACCAUAUUUUUUGUUCUUCUGCAGAGGUUUCAAAACGGUCGGCCCUUUCGUCGUGAUGAUUUAUAGAAUGAUCAUGGGCGACCUACUUCGGUUCGUAUCCAUCUAUUUGGUCUUUGUAAUUGGAUUUUCUCAAGCUUAUUACAUCAUAUUUCUAUCUUUUGAUAAUCCAAACACGCCAGAAGGUGUUGAUGAUUCAGUGAGCAAUCCAAUGCCAUCACCAAUAGAAAGCAUCAUGGCAAUGUUUCUAAUGAGUAUGACGAACUUUGGAGAUUACUAUGGUGCAUUUGAGAGGACCCGACAUGAAAUGGAAGCCAAGUUUCUGUUUGUUGUAUACAUGGCUAUUGUUGCUAUCUUACUUGUGAACAUGUUGAUUGCUAUGAUGGGGAAUACGUAUCAAAAAAUUGCAGAAACUAGGAAUGAAUGGCAGAGACAAUGGGCACGUAUAGUUUUGGUAGUAGAAAGAGGAGUAAGUCCUCAAGAAAGGCUUAAAAAAUUGAUGGAUUAUUCUCAACCAAUGUCUGAUGGCCGCAGAGCAUUGGUGCUCAGAUUAAAUCAAUCGGAAGAAGAUAAGGAAGAAAUGAAGGAGAUUUUGGAAAUGAAGAGGACUCAUGAGAGAUUAUAUAAAAAGAGGCAACUUAAAACAACAAAAGAAAAGACUACAAUAACAGAGGAGAAUGUUACUUUAUAGUAUUAUUUUUAUUCUAUAAAUAUAAAGACAUUCAUUCUGU